Aedes aegypti (yellow fever mosquito) is the source of this 446-nucleotide messenger RNA. RefSeq names its product cytochrome c oxidase subunit 7A1, mitochondrial-like. The record is from RefSeq and is a predicted model, not a curated record. The coding region runs from base 135 to 359 and encodes 74 amino acids. Lineage: Eukaryota; Metazoa; Arthropoda; Insecta; Diptera; Culicidae. Gene Ontology annotation, biological process: mitochondrial respirasome assembly; mitochondrial electron transport, cytochrome c to oxygen; regulation of oxidative phosphorylation. The transcript has 3 exons.
CAUUACGCCUGCCAACUUACCGUCAGACGAUUCAGUUUUCCAUUCCUUCACUUGACCGUGGAAAAGUGCAUCGCGUGCAUCAGAAAAAUUCAAGAAUUAAUUUUUGACUAUAAGUUAUUCUGAUAAAGAUCGUCAUGGGUCACCACGAACCAAAGGUUUAUAUCUCUGACAAGCUGCCCGACUCGUUGCGCAAAUCGAUGCAAACUUUCCAGGCUAAAAACGAACUGCCCGUUUUCCUAAAGGGUGGUCCAAUAGACAAAGUGCUGUUCAUGACCACCAUGGCUUUGUGUGGCGUAGGCAUUCUAGGAAUCGUUCGGGUUAUCUACACGAUGGGUUUCGCCAAAAAGAAGGCUGACUAAACCCAGAAUGUGAUAUCUUGUGAAAGAAACAGUGCAAGUGAUUAAUAAAGUCUAAAUAUUUGUUGCGAAAUAAAUAUUUAAAUCAAA